Messenger RNA from Paramecium tetraurelia, 5394 nucleotides. RefSeq lists its product as uncharacterized. Gene Ontology annotation, biological process: RNA processing. Lineage: Eukaryota; Ciliophora; Oligohymenophorea; Peniculida; Parameciidae. The record is from RefSeq and is a predicted model, not a curated record. Gene Ontology annotation, molecular function: ribonuclease III activity; ATP binding; DNA binding. The transcript has a single exon.
AUGAAUUUUGAUUAUCCUUUUAGUGGCGAUGAGUCGUCCAUUUCGGAUGAUAAUUAAGAAGUAAAACAAACCCUAGAUUAAAUUGAAAUAAUGGAUGAUUUAGAUGGGUUAUUCAUUUAAUAAGAAAAUUAACAAGAAGAAGAAUAGCAAUAUAAUAUUCCUUAGGAUGAAUAAUAUUAAAAUACAGAUUUCGAGAUUAGAGACUAUCAAAUUGAUUUGUUUCAGAAAUCAAAAGAGAAAAACUCAAUAAUAUUUCUGGAAACAGGAAGAGGUAAGACUCAUAUUGCUCUAAUGCACAUUUACUAUUACAUCAAAAAGAAUGGGUUUUAAAAUACAAAAUUAGUUUUUUUGGCAAACACUAUUCAAUUGGUUGAAUAAUAAUGUUAGCUAAUUAGAGAUUAAAUAUAUUCUGUUGCUUAAGAAAUGGAGAAAAAAGGAUUGGCACCAUAAGACUAUCAUUUUGAUCUUCAGCUAUUCAAAGAUAAUUCUUUCAAAAGAAAAUUUAUUGUUCCAAUCCAUUCUAAGUCUAUUCUAGGGAUUGAUGAAGGUAUGGAUAUUCAAGGUUGGAAAAAGGAAAGAUGGGAUGAUAUCAUCAAUGAAUCAUGCGUUCUUGUAAUGAUGGGUUAGAUGUUAUUGAAUGCUUUAAGAAGAGGAUACUUGAAAUUGCCAUAUUUUUCAUUAAUCAUAUUUGAUGAAUGUCAUCAUUGCACCUAGAGGCAUUCCUACAGAUUGAUAAUCAAAGAAUUCCUUGAGUGUGAAAAAGUUAAGAAAUAAAUAUAACAUAGCGAAAAAGUGAAAUUUUUAGGUUUGACUGCCACUCCAGUUACAUCAGUUGACAUAGAAAGGGCAGUCAAAAUAAGUUCUGUUCCUAGUUUGUAAAUUGAAGUAGAUAUUCUUCAAUUAGCAUUAAAUUUACAGUCAAAAUAUGUUUAAGCAUAAGAAAAGUAAAUUAAAGAAUAUCAAUCUAAGGUUAUAACCUAUAAUUAGGAUUUAGGUAUUUCGACUACAUAUACUCCCAAACAUCAAACCCUAAAUGAUUUUUUUAGGUUAUGGUAAGAGAUAUAUUUUGAAAAAGAAAAAGAUAAGAUUUCAUAUAGUAUUUAAUUACUGAUAGAUUAGUUAUAUCACUUUGUUACUAUGUAUGGAAUUAUUCUAUAUAAGGAUUUAGGUGCUUUUUCAUUCUAUUAGUUUAUCAAGUAGCUAUUUAUAAAUUUUGAAGAAAUUAAAUUUAAAUAUAAAGUUGAGAAAGACUAGAAACUACUUGAUAAGAUCAAAAAAUUGUUCCAUGAUUAUUUGGAAAUUUUAUAGCCAUUAAACGUUUUAAAUGAUGAAAAUUUGUCGAAUAAGUUUAUUGCUUUAAGAAAUUAAUUGUUAGAAAUAACAUAGAACAAUAAAGAAAAUAAGAAGCUCUUAAUUUUCGUGGAUCAGAAGAUAACAGCCAAAUAUUUGCAUUAGUUAUUAGAGUUGCAUUAGUUGGAAUCUACCUAUGUAGUGGGUACUGGUAAUUUGACAUCGGGAGCAUUACAAAUGACAAUUUUAAAAGACAGGAAUAAAUUCAUAUCUUUGUCUCCUAAUAUUAAUGCUUUGGAGAUUGCAGAAAAGAUUUAUGAAUAAUUCAAUAUAGAAGGUAAGGAAGAGGAUAUAGAGUUGAAUAAUGAGGAUGAUGAUGACAACUAAACCAAAAUGAAAUUAAGAUCCUAAUUAUAAGAAGUCUUGGAAGGAGUUAAAAAUUAUGGUAAGAAACUGGAUUAGACUAUUACAACUUCUAACGCUCAAAAGGAAUCAAUUAAAAAAUUUAAAGAAAGUUGCAAUAUUUUGGUUUCAACAAAUGUAACUGAAGAAGGAUUCGAUGUCCCAAACUGUCAUUAUGUUUUCAUAUUUGGGGAGAUUACAACUUUAAAAUAGUUUAUUUAAAAAAUAGGUAGAGCAAGAGCAGAAGGAUCUGUAUUUUAUUUUAUUUUACCAAAAGAAAAAGAAUUGAUGUGGAUGGCAAAAGAAAAGGUAUUAUUUAAGACAAAAGAAUGUGUGGAAAGAAAGAUAGAAGAAUUGAAUAAGAAUAACUACUAUUCUGAUUUGAAAAAUCGUAUAAAUAGUUUGAAUAAGUAAAUUAAUAAUAUUCCAAAGUUCAAGGAAGAAUAUUACGAUUGUAGAUUGGUUAAAGAUAGUCUAGCUUUAGUAAAUGUGAAUUGGGCUGUAGAAAUUCUUUCUAAUUAUGCCAACAUAUUUAAAAACUUUGAAUACAGAGGAAAGGACGAAAACUACAUAAGAGGAAUAUUUUAUCAAUAUACUGAAUUUCCAUCAUUGGGGUGGAAGUGCGUUUUGAUACUUCCAAAGAAUUUUUCUGAUCGUUACUUUAUAGGAGAUCUGAUGAAAACUAAAGAAGAUGCUAAAAGAUCGGCAGCAUUUAAAGCAGUGUUAAUUUUGAAAUAAAAGUAAAUGUUGACUGAAGAUUUGCGACCUGUAAAAAGUGCAUAUCAUUUCGUAUCUGACAGAAAAAAUGAUCCAAAUUUGAAGGAUCCAAAUUACUGUCAAGUUAUACAAGAGAGUGUUGUUAUGAAGGUUGAACCAUUAGUAGAUUUAAGACAAAAAUUAUUCCCUUAUAAAAUGGAUGUUUUUGAGAUUUCAAUUCAGCAACCUUUAUAUUUAUACAAAUUUAAAUUUUUUGAGUUGCCACCACUAAUCAAAAUUGAAAAAGGUAAAGAAUAGGCUAUUGGAUUUCUACAUAAUUCCUAAUUCUGUAAUAGAUUCAAAUUUUAAGGAGGUAAGGAAAUAAGAUUAGAAUUUGUUAAAAAGAUUACAAUAACACUGGAAUAAUAUAAUUUACUAAACUAAGUUCAUUAAUUCUUGGUUGCAACUUCAUUUGACUGGGAUUUGCCAUUUUAUUCAUUCCUUGCAAAAGAAACAAUUUCAUCUGAAUCUGCUCUAUUUUAACAAGGCAAAAAAUAACAAUUCAACACAAUAGAUGAUUAAAAAUAAUAUGCUCUUUUAGUCUUAUUGUUAGGAGAUUAAGAAUUCGAAGAAUUCAAUAUUAAUUAUGAGGCUUCUGCCAAUAUUGUAAAAUACAUUGAAAAGAUGAAAAAAGUUUUCAGUUUUUUGAACUCGAUUAAACAAAAGAAAAAGAUGAAUUAAUAGAUAAAAGAGGAAAGACAAAGAUUGAAUGAUAUGAGUAUUAGAUUUGAAACUUGGAAUAGUUUGGAAUACGAUGGAGACCUAAUAAAAUUAUUAAAGGAAUCCAAUUUUAAGGGAAUUGUGGGUUAGAAUAUAACUGAUAGAUACUUUUUUAGUAAGGUAGUUUUUGAUUCAAAACGACAGAUUGAAGAACAAAUAUAAAGAUUUGAUAAUGAAAAAAAAAAGGAAUUUUUAAAAGAUUUAUAGAAUGUCCAAAGAAGUUUAAAAUUAGUGAUCAAUUUUAAUUUUGAUAAUGAAAAAGAUUUAUAUGCAGCCCCUAUAUUAAGAAAGUAUUUGAAAUAGCACAUUAAUUAAAAUAGAGAAAUAAUAACGAAAAAUUCAUAGAAAGAUCCUAAAUAUCAAUAUUUUUCAGGAGAAUUUUAUCAAUUCCCAUUAAAUAUUUCAGCUACAUUGGAGUUAAGAAUAUUAACUAAACAUAUCUUAUAAUAAUUAAGAGAUUUUCUUGUGUCUUACACAUUUAAAUCUUAGACUUCUAAAUUACUUGAUUCUGGGAAGUAAGAUUUAAACAGUUUCCAGCCAUAAACCUAUCAAGUAAUGGAUAAUAUCAUGAUUCAAGACUCGUAAGAAGUAAUUAAUUUUUUCGCUGAUAAUUCUUCUGAAUUUUAAGAUUUGUUGAAUCAAUUCAAUCAAAAUAUAGAUUUAAAUGUAGGAAAUAAAAUUUAGGAUUACUAAAAGUAAUUAAAAUAAAGGAAUUUUAAAUAUUCUAUCCAUGAUAUAGACAAUGAAUUGUUGCAUAAAUGUUUCCAAUCCCAAUAAUUCAAUUAAGACGAUUAAACAAAUUAUUAAGUACUAGAAUUCUUAGGAGAUGCUAAUUUAAAAUUGCUGUCGAGUAUUGAAGUAUUCGUUCAAUUUCCUUUUGCAAAUGAACAUUUGUUACAUUUAGAAAGGGCACGGAUUGUUUCUAAUGAAAAUUUAAGGAAGUUUUCAAUUAUUCAUAGAUUCUUUAAUUGCAUUAAAUGCACAAACUUCGAUUAUUCUCCACCAGAAUUCCUUCUUGAUAAAAAUACUUAAGAAUUAUCAGAAAUAUAGCCUGAGAAAUAAAAGGAAAAUAAGGAGAAUACAAAGUAUUAAUAUACACAGAACGGUGAAGUUAUAACUGAAUUGCCAAAAAACUAUUAGCCCAUUCCAGAAAAAGUUCAUUCUGAUGUAGUUGAAGCAUUGAAUGGUGCAUUUUUGAUUUAAUAUGACGAGGACAUUAAUGCUUGCUAAUUUUUCUUACAUCGAAUAGGGGUGCUAAAAUAUCCUUUAGCUUAAGUCAAACUGAAAAACUCAACUACCUUGUAAGCAAAAGGUUUGCUUCAAAAGAAUCUGAACUCAUUAGAAAAUAUUAUUGGAUAUAAAUUCAAUGAUCAAUCAAUAUUAAUCUAAGCCAUUACUCAUCAGUCUUUUCUUAGUGUGCUAGAUUUUUACAAUUACAGAAAGUGCAAAUGCAAUUUUGUUGAGUUUUAAAAUACAAAGAAUAUUCUUUAGAUAUCGAAUUUAAAUUAAAAUGAUAUAAAUGAAUCGUUGUUAACCCAGUUGAAUUAACAAUAAAAUAGAAUUGAUAUGAGUUAUGAAAGAUUGGAAUUUUUAGGGGAUUCAGUUCUAGAUUCAGUUGUAGUGGAAUGGUUAGUGAAAGAAUUUAAUAAGGAGAAAGUAGAAGAUCUGGCUCUAAAAAAGUAAUGCGUAGUUUGCAAUAAAGCGCUGGCCCUCGUAACCCUCCAUUAUAAGUUGGAUCAAUUUUUAUUGCAUCCAACUCUUCAUAAGGUGGCUCAUGAAAAUCACCAAACUCUAAAUAAGAUUAAGUAAAUGUAUAAUGAAUACUAUGAUGAUAUCAGUAAGAUGUACACUUCAGAGCCCAUUAUUAAAAUCCUAGGUGACGUAUUCGAAUCUAUUGUUGGUGCUAUUUUUGUAGACUCCUCAUUUAAUUAUGAUCUAACCAAAUAAGUUGUUUUCAAAUUAUUAAUGCCUUUUAUGUAGCACUUUACAUCCCCAAAUCAAAUCAUUAAGAACCCUUAAGAUCGAUUAUUUAGAUACUUUAAAGGUAAGAACUAAGCAGAAUUUGAAAUUGUAAUGACUGAUGAGGAUCCAGUUGACGGGUAAAAUCUUUAUCAUUUGAGAGAUAAGAAUACUUAUGCAGUUCAUAAAAAAAUAAGAGCAACAUCUGAGAAGUAGGCAAGAGAGAAGUUAUUGGAAUUCAUAUAAAGAAGGGGAGAUUUGGAAUGA